AUGACAGACAAAAGUGAACAACACAAUACUACAACCACCUCAUCACCAUCAAUCUCAAAGCCAACCACUACAGCAAGUUCUACCCCAACUUCUGACUAUGGUGACAAAAGUCCAAAGCAAACCGAUGAUGCAGAUCCUAUGGUCAUUCCCUUAACUUCGAGGUUUUUGUAUGUCCUGGCACCUCACACGGCUGAGGUUCUUGCUGAACAUUUGAAAGAAUGCAUCCACUCAUGGAAUAUUGAUAUCAGGUUGUCUUCUAUAACUGUGGAUAAUUGCACAACUAAUGAUGCUAUGAUUGAUAUUUUGCGUCAAGAGUUUCCUUAUGGCUCGUUAAUGUUGCAUGGACGUUUUCUUCAUAUGCGUUGUUGUGCUCAUAUACUUAAUUUGAUUGUUCAAGAUGGGUUGAGUGUUACUGCUUCAGAUAAAAGAAAUCAUAAAUUUGAACAAGUAGCUAAGCAAGUGGUUCCUGAAUGUACAAAAAAGUUACAACUUGAUUGCAAGACUAGGUGGAAUUCGACUUAUGACAUGCUUAUGGUUGCUUUAAAUUAUAAGGAGGUAUUUGUUGUCUUGAGUGGUCGUGAAAGUUUGUUUAAGAAUCUGCCACUUAAUGAAGAUUGGGAAAAGGUGGAGAAAAUUUGUGAAUUAUUGGAAGUGUUUAACGAUAUUACACUUGUAUUUUCUGCCUCUAAAUAUCCCACGGCAAACAAUUAUUUUCCAUGUAUUUGUGGGCUUAGAAUAGCAAUGUCGAAUUGGCUUUCAUCACCUUGUGAUUAUAUAAGAAAGAUGGUGCUAGUAAUGUUGGAGAAGUACAACAAGUAUUGGGCUGAUGUUAAUGGUCUUAUGGGUGUGGCCACUAUACUUGAUCCGAGGUUCAAGCUGAAAUUGAUUCGUUUCUAUUUUGAAAAAAAUUAUGACUCUUUUACUGUUCAAGCUGAGAUUGAUAGAAUUGAAGGUCUUCUACAUGAAUUUGUGGAUGAAUAUGAAUAUAGAAAUGGUAAGAACCAAGCAAGUAAAAGUAAAACCAAAUCUGUUGGUUUUUUCAGUACCAAGGGCAAAGGAACAAUGUUGAACGAGUUUGCUGAAUUUGUAGAGCAAAAUAAUACUGCAAUUUCUAAAAAAUCUGAUUUGGACAGGUGGAAGAGUAAUUGGUCCUUAUCGCAGUCUACUACUUCCGGAGACGAUUGA
This is a messenger RNA of Hibiscus syriacus, 1185 nucleotides long. RefSeq names its product zinc finger BED domain-containing protein RICESLEEPER 1-like. Lineage: Eukaryota; Viridiplantae; Streptophyta; Magnoliopsida; Malvales; Malvaceae. Bases 1 to 1185 code for a protein of 394 amino acids. The record is from RefSeq and is a predicted model, not a curated record. Gene Ontology annotation, molecular function: DNA binding. The transcript has 4 exons.